Molecule: messenger RNA, 3153 nt
Organism: Saccostrea cuccullata (small rock oyster)
Lineage: Eukaryota; Metazoa; Mollusca; Bivalvia; Ostreida; Ostreidae
Product: TBC1 domain family member 2B-like
Exons: 19
Coding region: 173-3130 (985 amino acids)
Source: RefSeq, a predicted model, not a curated record
UUUUCAAAAAGUGAAAAUAACAAGAUAAUAUUUCCUCCUCCCUCACAUCAGGAUGUAAUUUAAUUCCUUGUUUUGUCAUGGGAACGGGCCUUUCAUAUACAUAACAGAAGAUUAUCAUGUUUACUUAAAACGAAAUAUUUAUUUAUUUAAUGCGUCCACUUAACAUUUAAUCAUGGAGGAGACGGUGGGCGGAGAUAAAAUGAAAGUACAAUGUACCUCAGCUGAUAACAAUGUAAACAGUGAUUCCGAGGUCAGUCUCAUGAACUCAGGUGACAGAUCAAGUCAAAUGGAUAACGAUAUUAAUCCCAGCCUGAAAGACAAAGCAGAAUCAGGAAACAAUGGCAAUGAUGAAGUGAACAAAAGAAUUAACUCUUCACUUCCUGAUUCCAAAAACGGCAAACUCUGCGGAUGGCUUCAUAUAACGACCAACAAAGGUCCGCUGAAAUCUACUCGACUACGGUGGUUUGCUUAUAGUGACACCAACAGCAGACUUUAUUAUUAUAGGAAUCCUCAUGAUUUUCUUCCACUUGGAGAGAUUGACAUUUCUCAUGCCACAUUUUACUUUGAUGCUAGUAAGACGGAUAAACCUGGAGGAUUUGAAAUCAGGUCAGAAAACAAGGAUUACUUUUUGGAGGCGCCAGAUCGACAUGUGAUGAUGUUUUGGCUACAGGAACUACAAAACAGAAGACGGAGUCACACAACUCAGAGGAACUCUCUUCCCAGAUCUAAGACUCAUAGACCGGAUUCUUUGGGAGGAUUAUCAAGAGCUAAAUCAACAUCAGAAAAGCAGGAGCAGUGUGAAACUCAGAGAGUCGAAAUUCCAGUAAUUCCUUCUUCAGAAAAACUUGGGCUCAGGCGAGCUUCUCUGGAUGAGUGGACCUCAUCAGCAGGAAAGCCUUCUAUGUGGAGGGCAUCAAAUCUCAAGUCAGACAUCCAGGAUGUCAUGAUCAACAUCAGAAAACAGUCAGCUCAAGGCAGGAAGUCUGAUACUCCUAACACUUCAUCACCAUCCCCAGCUGCAGAAGAUUGGACAAUUUUGGAUCAACCCCCCACUCAGAGGUCAUCAGGUGACCUUUCACCUCCAAUGAGGAACCAAGGGAAAAUCAUUUCAGCAUUUAAUAAACUGAAGGUUGUCAGACGGUCUAAAACUGUGGAUGAUCAAGCUAACCAACAAGGAGUGUGUUUUAGGUGUAAACAGCUUCAGAAUAAUAUAACUGCUCUGCACGAGGAACAACAAGGAACAGAGGAUGAGCUUCAGGCCAACAGAGAAAUCGUCCGCCUGCUCCAGAAGGAAGUGGACAGCCUCAGGAAGGAAAUACAGACAAGAUUUGAGGGGUUGAACCAAACUGAUGAAGGGCUUCAUCAAAUGCUGAAGGAGAGAGAUAAACAUAUUGUAGAACUGGAGUAUUGCUUGACCACUAUCAAUGAAGAAAAAGCCAUUGCUAGUCAGAAAGAGAGGAUAACAGAAGAGGAGAUGAAAUCUUUGAAGGACCAGGUGACCAUGCUUCAGCACAUGUUGCAGGCCAAGGACGAGGUCAUUGUUAAACUGACCAAUGAUAUGUUUGAGCUGGAGAAGAACAACAACGACCCCCACUCGACCCCCGCCCCAUCCAGCCCCACCAUCAGAAAGACGGUGGUGUUUGAUACAGAUACCAGAGAGCUGGACAAACUCAGAGAUAUGUGCCAAGCUUAUGAGUUACAGAACAAAUUCUUAACCAAAGAAAUUCUGGAGUUAAAUGAACUCAGACAGAGUGAUGAUGAAAGGCAUAAACACCUCUUGAUGGAAAAUGCAAAACUUGAAGGCAAAUUCUUACAGACCAAAAGUAAAUACCUCUAUCUGCUUCAAGAAAUGAAACAACCUGUCAUGGAUGGAGAAAGGAACUCGCAGGCAGUUAUUUCUCAGUUGUUGACAGAUGCCAUUCAGACAGAUGACGACUUAGAUGAUAAGAUGAAUGACAAAGAGUGUUUCCUUACUUCCAGUGGACAGGAGUAUGACAAGUAUGGCUUUAUAAGGAGAUUUGACUUUGAGAGUGGUGAGUUCGACCCUGUGACCUUGGAAGCUCAGAAACUGGAGAGAAAAUCGACAGAAGUCAGUGAUAAAAUCAAGAGACAGGAUGAGGAACUCUCGCACCAGGUGAAGUGGGAGAACUUUAUGAUGGCCCAGGCUGGCAAGCCCCUUGUACGCUCGCAAGAACUCAAACUCAUGGUUCGCUCAGGGGUUCCACAUGAGUACAAGGAGGCCAUUUGGAAAGGAUGUGCAAACUUUUAUGUUGGAUCAGUCAGGGACAAACUAGGACCUCAUUAUUAUAAACAAAAUGUGGCCAAAUUUCAGUCUCGAUUCCAUGAUCCAUCAGCAAAACAGAUAGAGCUAGAUUUGUUGAGAACUUUGCCCAAUAAUAGGUUUUAUGAGAAUAUAGAAUCCCCUGGGAUAAGCAAGCUGAGGAAUGUUCUCUUGGCCUACAGUUGGCAUAACACCUCAAUAGGAUACUGUCAGGGUAUGAACAGACUGGCAGCCAUUAUCUUGCUGUUUCUAAGUGAAGAGGAGGCAUUCUGGUGUUUGGUGGCAAUCAUUGAUUUCAUCAUGCCACAGGAUUACUACAGCAAGACUAUGUUGGCAGCUCAGGCAGAUCAGCGAGUGUUGAAGGACCUGAUUCAGGAGAAGCUCCCCCGGGUGGCCUCUCACCUGGAGCAGCAUUCAGUUGACCUUUCACUCUUCACCUUUAACUGGUUCCUGACUGUGUUCAUUGACAACAUUCCUAUUACCACAUUCCUUAGAAUCUGGGAUGCAUUCCUGUAUGAAGGGAGUAAAGUGCUGUUCCGAUUUGCUGUGGCAUUUUUCAAGUAUGUGGAAGAAGAUAUUCUGAAGAAGACAAGUACCCUGGAGCUGAAUCACUUCAUGAGGAUAAUGGGAGAAAAAAUCACAGAUGUCCAGAAAGUAGCACAGAUUGCAUUCCAUACAGUGAACCCUUUUCCAAUGAGAGGCAUUUCCAGUAAAAGACAGUUCUAUCUGACACAAGUUAGGGGAGAACUUGCAGAGCUGGACAGAAUCAGACAGGAUUUAAUGUCUUCUAAGCAUUCAACCACUGAUGUCAGGGACUAUAAUGCCAGUGAAGAUGAUCUGGACGAUUAGGAAAAUUAAAUAUACAAUAUAUA